Stegodyphus dumicola is the source of this 911-nucleotide messenger RNA. RefSeq lists its product as uncharacterized. Lineage: Eukaryota; Metazoa; Arthropoda; Arachnida; Araneae; Eresidae. The record is from RefSeq and is a predicted model, not a curated record.
UUGAAUGGAGGAAUAGUUUUAUUGCAUUACAGUACUCCAUGUUUGAAUUGUCUGUUACCAUUAAAAUACUUUAGACAUUAUAAUUAUCUUGUAUCUGCAGUAUGCAUUUUAUUACAAUCAUCUACAUUAAAAUCCGAAAUUGAUAUUGCGAACUGCUAUUUGGCAAAUUUUGUUUUUGAAUAUGAUUUGCUGUAUGGGGAAGUAAAUAUGAAUUUCAAUGUAUAUUUACUUCUUCACCUAAGUAAAUGCGUAAGUAUUUGGGGAUCUUUAUGGUUAUAUUCUGCAUUUCCCUUUGAAUCUGGGAAUGGGCAUUUAGUUAAAUUAAUCAAAGGCACAAAAGGAAUUUUGAAACGGAUUGCUCAUAAAUAUUACAUAUAUUUAAAUAUUCCUGCAAUCGUAAAUAAAUAUCAAAAUGUAAAUAUUGAAGUAUUAGAAUAUUGUGAUGUAGUAUGCCAUAUAAGCUUUUACAAAAAUCAGAAGUCUGAGGAGAUAGUACAAUACUUGGUAAAUCACAAUCCUUCAGACUUACUAUAGAAGAGAAACAAAUAUUGUGUGAGAAUAAUAUAAAUAUUUUGGAUAAAUUAUUUAGUGUGAAAAAAUUAUAAUUAAUGAAAUUAUAUAUCAUGUUAAAGAAAAUCACAACAAGAAAUGUGACGAUUUUGUUGUCCAGCUUUAUAAUGGUUCGUAUGUUAUUAUACAGUCAUUUUUUUAAUAUUAAUGAGAAAAAUAAUUUAUUUGCAAUAUACAGAAAAAUACUAAUCGAUAAUAAACAACAUUUGACUUCAGCUGCAAGAUGUAAUCCAAUAAUUAACCACAUUAAAACUUGUAAAACAUAUAUUUAUGGUAAUCUCAAAAUUAUUUCAGUAAAUUCAUUUACAGUGCCUCCCAAAAGUGUUCGUACACUUAUGAUU